CUCUUUAAAACACACAAAUCUCUCUCGUGAUGUUGUAAUCAAAUCAAUCAACAAAUCUCUCGAACGAAACAAAAAUGGUUGAGCAAAAGAGAUUCGCUCUGUUUCUAGCGACGUGCGAUUCGACGUUCGUGAAGAAGACGUACGGAGGCUAUUUCAACGUGUUCGUCUCCACAUUCGGAGAAGAAGGAGAGCAAUGGGAUCUCUUCCGAGUAAUCGACGGCGAGUUUCCGGAGGAGAAAGAUCUUGACAAGUACGACGGUUUCGUUAUCAGUGGUAGCCUUCACGAUGCCUUUGGAGACGACGAUUGGAUCCUUAAGCUUUGUUCUCUUUGCCAAAAACUCGACGACAUGAAGAAGAAGGUUCUUGGUAUCUGCUUUGGCCACCAGAUAUUGUGUAGAAUCAAAGGAGGGAAAAUCGGAAGAGCAAGUAGAGGUGUGGACAUGGGACUAAGAAGCAUAACAAUGGCUAAAGACGCAUCAAAUUACUUUGGAAACCAGCUGGUCCCGAAAUCGUUAGCCAUUAUAAAAUGCCAUCAAGACGAAGUUUGGGAGCUCCCUGAAUCAGCCACAUUGCUUGCUUAUUCAGACAAAUGCAGCAUCGAGAUGUGCUCAUAUGGGAAUCACUUCCUCUGCAUCCAAGGCCAUCCUGAGUACAACAAAGAGAUUCUUUUUGAGAUCAUUGAUCGUGUCGUCAAUAUGAAGUUGAUGGAGCAAGAUUUUGCGGAUAAGGCUAAAGCAACGAUGGAGAACGCAGAACCAGAUAGGAAACAAUGGCAAACUCUCUGCAAGAACUUUCUGAAAGGAAGAUCCGAGCAAGUUUAAUGUCUGUAGAUCUUGAUCAAUAACGAUUUGUAAUCACAAUGUUUUCAAUCUAUUUC
Eutrema salsugineum is the source of this 877-nucleotide messenger RNA. RefSeq names its product gamma-glutamyl peptidase 5. Lineage: Eukaryota; Viridiplantae; Streptophyta; Magnoliopsida; Brassicales; Brassicaceae. The transcript has 3 exons. Gene Ontology annotation, cellular component: cytosol. The coding region runs from base 75 to 821 and encodes 248 amino acids. The record is from RefSeq and is a predicted model, not a curated record.